AUGGAUCACAUUCAAUUAGUUAACAGCCAAAUUGACAUCAAUCACAUUCAUAACCUGUUGAUCGAUGAGAGUUGCGGCGCUUCUUCGGUUUUUGUGGGAACAACACGUGACAACUUCGAUGGGAAAAAAGUUAUAUCCUUGGAAUACGAAUCGUAUGAGAAAAUGGCCCUCAAGGAGAUGAGUAAAAUCUGCUCUCAGCUGCGAGCCCGUUGGCCCGAUCUUAAACAUAUUGCUAUAUACCAUCGUCUCGGAACAGUUCCUGUCAAGGAAGCGAGCGUUGUUAUUGCCACAUCUGCGCCACAUCGCGCAGCCGCCUUGGAAUCCGUUACUUUUGCCGUAGAGCAACUGAAAUCACGCGUCCCCAUCUGGAAAAAGGAGAUAUAUGAAAACGACACAAUUGGAGAGUGGAAGGAAAAUAUGGAGUGCCCCUGGCCGCCAGAAUAUUCUAAAGCAUCUUUGAGGACAUUCGAUUUUUCCUCUUGCAAAAUUAAACAGACAAUAGAAAAUAUUCCAGAUAAAUUAGUACAAAUCCGCGUCAAUGACAGCGAUUUGAAUAAGCGUGUCAAAUGUUUCUUGAAACGGAAACGAGAUGAAAUAAAUCUGCACAAUAUAAAUGAUUUCAAGCAGCAGUCAAGCCAAAUCCCUUGCGAAGAAACCACAACGUUUUCAUGUGCCCGUACUCAAAGUUUUCUUGUAAAACAACAGCAAUCAAGUGGACACCUAAAAGUACGACGCGCGAAUAACUGCUGUGGGCCACAAGUGCGGCCGAACUAUUCACUCCAAUUAAAUAAGCUAAUGACACCGCAAUCCGAUUGUGACGAUUUAAUUGAAUACAAACUGGGAAAUUCACGUCUUCGAAAUAUAGAAGCUUACAUGUGCGUUAGCCCCGAUGAUGACAAUAUUUUAAAUCGCAUUAAGAACAUAGAAGAUAGAAUUUUAUUAAUAGAAUCCACAUCUCCAGAAUAUAAACAUUUUGUACAAUUUGGCACGGAUUCGGAGAAAACUUGUCUUAAAAAGCCAAAAAAAGAAGUUUACUUGACGGAUAGGAUAAAUGAGUUUUUAACUAAGAUUAAAAGGGAAAUUGAACAAUAAAUCACAUUAAUUUACAAAAGUUAAUUAGUUUUACAAAAAUUAUAAAAUUAUAAUUAUUAUUUGAAUUGAAAAUGCACUCUGAUUUAGAAUUUGAUUAUUUUGUUAAUGUGGAUUAAAAACAAUCCGUAGUUUAUGUAAAAAAAAUUAAUAAAUACAAAUUUAAAUUGAAACAUAAAAUAAAGGAAAAAAGAACUAAGAUAUGGAAAUA
This is a messenger RNA of Drosophila grimshawi, 1300 nucleotides long. RefSeq names its product molybdopterin synthase catalytic subunit (gene Mocs2B). Gene Ontology annotation, molecular function: molybdopterin synthase activity. Lineage: Eukaryota; Metazoa; Arthropoda; Insecta; Diptera; Drosophilidae. The transcript has 5 exons. Gene Ontology annotation, cellular component: cytosol. The record is from RefSeq and is a predicted model, not a curated record. Bases 1 to 1092 code for a protein of 363 amino acids. Gene Ontology annotation, biological process: Mo-molybdopterin cofactor biosynthetic process.